CCUAGACUCGCGCGGGCUAGCGCAUUUUCUUUCGCUCACCUAAAGCCCCACGAAAAACCGCAUCAUGCCCGACACCGAAAACGACUGGGAUAUGGUCCACGACGCCAGGGAUGCCGAGUGGGAGGACAUUGUUGAUGUCGUGGAGAGAAUGGCCGCCGAACAAGCGACUCGAGAAGAGGGGGCUGCUAAAGGGAGGGUUCUGGGAAGCCAGGGCUUCCUGGCUGAUAUGUGCGCGCUCGGAUUCGAGUUCUGCGUCAAGGCCGUCACCCAAGGCUUCCCCAAGCCCACCUCCUUUACGAACUCGUCUAAGUAG
Molecule: messenger RNA, 313 nt
Organism: Gaeumannomyces tritici R3-111a-1
Lineage: Eukaryota; Fungi; Ascomycota; Sordariomycetes; Magnaporthales; Magnaporthaceae
Exons: 2
Coding region: 65-313 (82 amino acids)
Source: RefSeq, a predicted model, not a curated record